Hevea brasiliensis (rubber tree) is the source of this 2039-nucleotide messenger RNA. RefSeq lists its product as uncharacterized. The record is from RefSeq and is a predicted model, not a curated record. NCBI's taxonomy places the organism in Eukaryota, Viridiplantae, Streptophyta, Magnoliopsida, Malpighiales, Euphorbiaceae. The transcript is spliced from 2 exons. The coding region runs from base 653 to 1624 and encodes 323 amino acids.
AAAGAAAGAAAGAAAGAAUUAGAAAGUUGUGUACAAGCAGAAUCUCAGUCAACAAAUGGGUCAAACUCUUACAACUCAAUAACCUCACUCCAUCAUCAUACAACAUUAGCCAACAAAUAUUAAUAUUAGCAAUUAGCUUUAGCAUACCAGUUGGACCCUUUUAAUAAUAUUACAUUUUAAUACAAUUAAGAGUAGUUUAAUGGGUUGGGAAAAGAGAAAAGGAACACACAAAAGGAAGAAAUUGGAUGGGAGCUCAUGGAAAAUUCAUGUCCUAUGAAGAGGUUUGCUAAUCUUUCUCUGUCUCUAUUUUUAAUUUCCCUUUUGAUUUUUUUUCCUUCUUUAUUUAUAUCCUAAAUCUUUCAAUUUUUUUUUUUAAAUUUCCAUUUUCCUCUUUCUCCUCUUUCUGCCUAUUAAACUAUGAAAAUGGCAUAUUACCAAUCAUCCUUUCCCCUCUGUAGGAAACACCCAUCAUUGCUCCCAACAAUCCUUUUCAACCUUAGAAACCUGAGCUUCUAAGCUAUUCCCUUCCUAUCUUUUUUUUUUCCUUUCUCUUAUGCCUCUCUGCUCUCAAUUUAAAUAUCACCAAUCUUUAUAACCUUUUCUCUCCUCCCUCUUCUCUCUUUAUAUUGCCAUCCCUGAGUUUCUCUCUACAAUGGAUCCUUCCUCUACAAAUUCUGUCAAUGGUUUCUAUUCCUUCCUCACUCGAGGGAUCGAUGAUCUUGAACGUGUUUAUCUCUCUAGCAACUUCAUGUCAAUCCAAUUCCUUCAAAGGGUUCUUUCUUUGUUAAGAUCUUUUCAUUCCCAGUUGACCUUGCUGGUCCAAAAACUUCAUUUGCCUGUGGGAGAUAAGUGGCUUGAUGAGUACAUGGAUGAGAGUUCAAAGCUAUGGGAGGCAUGCCAUGUCCUAAAAUCAGGGAUAUCUGGAAUGGAAAACUAUUACUCAGCGGGAUUUAAUAUCACUUCUUCUCUUGACAACCAUCGCCGUCUUAGUACCCAGUUAUCUCGCCAGGUAAUACGGGCAAUUUCUGGGUGUCGAAGAGAAGCAGCGGGAUUGGAGGAGGAAAACAGAGCUUUAAUGGAAACAAGAAUCCAACCGCUAUCUUUGCGGUUCGAUGAGAAGGUGUCAAUCGAAUCUAAACUGAAUGGUUUCAAUGGGUUUCGAGGGGUUCUGUAUGCAAUGAGAAACGUAAGCUCUUUGCUUCUAAUGAUCCUGCUAUAUGGGCUAGUGUAUUGCUGGCCAGAAUCGAGCUUUCUGCGAGGAGGGUAUGAAGGAUGCCUAUUCUUUGGAUCAGCUUUCAUGAUCUCAACAGCCAGAUUGCAGCAGAGGGUAGCAGGAGAUAUAAACCAGAUAAAUGGGAGGCCAGGGAUUUUACUGUAUGAGUUUAGGAGAUCAAAGAUGGCGAUGGAGGAGCUGAGAGGAGAGCUGGAGAGGAGGUGUGGACAAGGGGUGGUGGUGGUGGAUUGGGAAACAGAAGUUGAGAUAAGGGAAAGAGUGGAGAAUUUGAGAGGCUGUUUUGGAGUUUUGAGAUCUGGGGCUGAGAGUAUUGUUGGCCAACUCGAUGAUUUCUUUGAUGAGAUCGUUGAAGGGAGGAAGAAGCUUUUGGACUUUUGCAGUCAUAGGUAGAAACAGGGAGAUAGGAAGGUCGAAAAAAAUAUUACGAGGGGGAGGAAGCAGUUGUUGGAGUGGUUGCACCUCUAACCCAUUCUCUCCUUUUUUUUUUUUUUUCCGUUUAUUUUCUUUUUUUUUUUAAAUUUUAAAUCUCUCCAUUUUUUUUUUCUCCCUUUAUUUUCCCUCUCACGGUUUCUGUUCGUUACUACAGAUAUUCUAUUCUUUUAAAGCUUUUCUGUGAUAACGCUUAAUGGUAAAAUUGAACAAAGAAACAGUAAUUCUGGGUUGGAGAAGACUUAAAAUUUGAGGGACAGUAAUUGCAGUAGGCAGGGCCGAGUUGUUCCUCUUUGGACAUGAACAUGAAACACCAGCUUCUGGGUUCCAUUUAUUAAUUAUAAUGGACAAAAGGAGUGAAAGCUUCUUGUUUUUA